GUCCGCUGGUGGGUCGGUCAGUUGGUCGGUGGGUCAGUGACCUGCAGCUCGGCCCUCAGCUCUCAUGUUCGGAGGUGGGAAGGACACGGGAGCGGCCCGCACACCUGAGCCGCCCGGAGAGGAGUCCCGCACCCAGUUCCUGAAUUGAUUAUAAUACAAACCCGAAGUGUCUCCAAAUGUUAUUGCAUUUUGUGAAGUAAAAUGCCCAACGACAGAAAGAACAGUUCCACUUUGUGUUUCCUGGCAUCAUUCUUGGGCUUCAAUACUUGAUGGUACCCUGAAAGCCAGGUCUGGUUCGACCUUGUGGAUCUUCAGGAGAUCCCUUCUUGUCUCUCAGGCACCAGUAGGAGGAGGAGGAGGACGCUGAGCAGGGAGAAGGAGUCAUGGCUUCUGAGGCCAGCCACGCGCUGGCAGCUGCCCUGGAGCAGAUGGACGGGAUCAUUGCAGGCACGAAAACGGGUGCAGAUACUGGUGACGGUACCUGCGAGCCUGGACUGGCCUCCCCGGCCUCCUACUUGAGCCCCUUACCAGUGCUCCAUCUCGUGGAGGACCUGAGGCUGGCCCUGCAGACGCUGGAGCGUCCUCAGGAGAGAGCGGCGCUCCUGAGCCAGAUCCCGGGCCCCACAGCCGCCUACAUAAAGGAGUGGUUCGAGGAGAGCUUGUCCCAGGUAAAUCACCAUGGUGCUGCUAGUAAUGAAACAUACCAGGAACGCUUGGCACGUCUAGAAGGAGACAAGGAAUCCCUCAUAUUACAGGUGAGUGUCCUCACAGACCAAGUGGAAGCCCAAGGAGAGAAGAUUCGGGACCUGGAGGUGUGUCUGGAAGGACACCAGGUGAAACUCAAUGCUGCUGAAGAGAUGCUUCAACAGGAGCUGCUAAGUCGCACAUCUCUUGAGACUCAGAAGCUCGAUCUGAUGACUGAAGUGUCUGACCUGAAACUCAAGCUGGUUGGCAUGGAGAAGGAGCAGAGAGAGCAGGAGGAGAAACAGAGAAAAGCAGAGUCGGUUCUGAAUGUGAUCAGUGAGCUGCAGGAGCAGAUGUGUAGGCUGCAGCUGGACAUCCACAGGCAGAUUCAAGAACGCCUCUUGCUCAGUAGGGACCACCCUGAGGAGGUAGCGGACGGCGACGGUGUGGCCGGGCCCCAGGCCUGCAGCCAGGACUGUGCCCGUUGGGAGGGGUCACCUGAGUUACUGCAAGAGCUCAGGCGCCUCAAAAUCAAGGUGGAAGAGUUGGAAAAUGAACGGAAUCAGUAUGAGUGGAAGCUGAAGGCCACUAAGGCUGAGGUGGCCCAGCUGCAGGAGCAGGUGGCCCUGAAAGAUGCAGAAAUUGAGCGUCUACACAGCCAGCUCUCCCGGACUGCAGCUCUCCACAGUGAUCAUGCAGAGAAAGACCAAGAAAUUCAACGUCUGAAAAUUGGGAUGGAAACUUUGCUUAUUGCCAAUGAAGAUAAGGACCGCCGGAUUGAGGAGCUCGCGGGGCUGUUAAACCAGUACCGAAGGGUGAAGGAGAUCGUGCUGGCAGCGCAAGGGCCUACAGAAAGAAAUCUCUCAAUCAAUGAAGAAGACCUGGAGGGAAGUUUCAGAAAGUGGAGCACUGCAAACAAAGGCCCCGAAGAGAUGCCUCCAAGAUGUAGCUCUCCUGUAGUGGGGCCACCUCCACUUCCACAGAAAUCACUGGAAACCAGGGCUCAGAAAAAACUCUCCUGUAGUCUAGAAGACUUGAGAAGUGAACCUGUGGAUAAGUGUGUCAACGGGAACAAACUGUCCCUGGUGGGAGAACCCAAGGACAGCACUUUCCUGGCAGAGCACAAAUACCCCACGUUACCUGGGAAGCUUCCAGGAGCCAUGCCCAAUGGAGACGCUACCAAAUCUACUCCCACCACCCCCAAGCUUGACCCCACAGGCAACAACCUGCGGAGGCUGAAUCGUGGCCGGAGUGUCAGUGCCCCCGUAUUAGGAGACACAGAAAGCGGUUGGGAUGAUACUGUUAUGGCCAACGACUUCUCAUCCACGUCAUCUGGUACUGAGUCGGGUCCCCAGUCUCCCCUGACACCAGAUGGUAAACGGAGUCCCAAAGGCAUCAAGAAAUUCUGGGGAAAAAUCCGAAGAACUCAGUCAGGAAAUUUCAACACCGACGUACCGGGGAUGGCGGAGUUUCGGCGAGGUGGGCUCCGGGCGACCGCAGGGCCAAGGCUCUCUAGGACAAGAGACCCCAAGGGUCAGAAAAGUGACCCCAAUGCCCCCUUCGCCCAGUGGCCUACGGAGCGCGUGUGCUUGUGGCUGGAGGACUUCGGCCUGGCUCAGUACGUGAUCUUUGCCAGACAGUGGGUGACUUCUGGCCACACUUUACUGACCGCUACCCCUCAGGACAUGGAAAAGGAGCUAGGAAUUAAGCACCCUCUUCACAGGAAGAAGCUGGUUUUAGCAGUAAAAGCCAUCAACACCAAGCAGGAGGAGAAGUCUGCACUCCUAGACCACAUCUGGGUGACACGUUGGCUUGAUGAUAUUGGCUUACCCCAGUACAAAGACCAGUUUCAUGAAUCCAGAGUUGAUGGACGCAUGCUGCAGUACCUGACUGUGAAUGAUCUACUCUUCUUAAAAGUCACCAGCCAACUACAUCAUCUCAGCAUCAAAUGUGCCAUUCACGUGCUGCACGUCAACAAGUUCAACCCCCACUGCCUGCACCGGCGGCCGGCUGAUGAGGGUAACCUUUCUCCUUCAGAAGUUGUGCAGUGGUCCAACCACAGGGUGAUGGAGUGGCUGCGGUCCGUGGACCUGGCGGAGUAUGCACCCAACCUUCGUGGGAGCGGCGUCCAUGGAGGUCUCAUUAUCCUGGAGCCACGCUUCACUGGGGACACCCUGGCUAUGCUUCUCAAUAUUCCCCCACAAAAGACGCUCCUCAGACGCCACCUAACUACCAAAUUCAAUGCUCUGAUUGGUCCUGAGGCUGAACAGGAGAAGCGGGAGAAAAUGACCUCACCAGCUUACACACCACUGACCACCACAGCCAAAGUCCGGCCAAGGAAACUGGGAUUCUCACAUUUUGGAAACAUAAGGAAAAAGAAGUUUGACGAAUCGACGGACUACAUCUGCCCGAUGGAGCCCAGUGACAGUGUCGGUGACAGGGUCUACAGCGGCUACCGGGGCCUCGGCCCACUCGAUGGCCCCGAAGUGGAUGGGCUGGACCAGAUGGCACCUUCGGAAGGCACAGUGACGCAGAUAGGGCUCCUCUCCCAAGACAUUCACCGCCUCACGACCAUGCUGAGCCAGGACCAGAUGCUGAACGACUCUCACCCGGCCACUCCCAACUCCGAGGACUGGAGAUGACUUCGUGGCGGAGAGCCCGAGAGGCGCGUGUGGACCCCGGGCUCUGCUGCCGGGGGGGGGGGGGGGGGGGGACCUGGCACACAGCCAGCAGAGCCAGGCUGAGGCAGGCAGGGCACCUCGGACGGACGUGGGUGCUGGCGGCACUGGGGCUGGGACAGAUGUCCAGAGGUGGCCCCAGCGCCCCACAUUUUCAACAGUGCUGUGCCCUUUGCCACAGCUUUUAUACCUUUUGUACUUUUAUACGUGGCUGUGACCACUUUUGUGUGGAGGCAGUGAGAUGUGGGUGCAGACGCAGCUGUUCCUGGUGACAGCGGGAGGCUCUUCUACCAAAGGGGCGGGGCCGAGCGUGCAUAAAGGCUCUGCUGGGAAACUGCUGAGACCACCCUCUGAGUGCGCUGUGGUGACUGAGCCGGGCCGGGGAUAACAGGGCCCCUCCCUGGGCUGCUGCCAGACAGAGGCAGUGUUCCCACUCACAGGAAUCUGGUCCCAUGAGGGAUCCAGGUAAGAAGAGGAAAGGAGCAGCGAGACUCCCUCCCAGCCCUGGCUGCCCUCACCUACCCUCAACUGCAAAGCAAGCCUGUCUCAGGUUGUGGGUGAAGCUGGGCA
Myotis daubentonii (Daubenton's bat) is the source of this 3932-nucleotide messenger RNA. It is a transcript of the gene PPFIBP2, whose product is annotated as PPFIB scaffold protein 2. Gene Ontology annotation, biological process: neuromuscular junction development. Gene Ontology annotation, cellular component: presynaptic active zone. The record is from RefSeq and is a predicted model, not a curated record. Gene Ontology annotation, molecular function: protein binding. NCBI's taxonomy places the organism in Eukaryota, Metazoa, Chordata, Mammalia, Chiroptera, Vespertilionidae.